Theileria parva strain Muguga is the source of this 667-nucleotide messenger RNA. RefSeq names its product Ribosome-binding factor A family protein. The coding region runs from base 1 to 627 and encodes 208 amino acids. The record is from RefSeq and is a predicted model, not a curated record. NCBI's taxonomy places the organism in Eukaryota, Apicomplexa, Aconoidasida, Piroplasmida, Theileriidae. The transcript is spliced from 4 exons. Gene Ontology annotation, biological process: rRNA processing.
AUGAUUUAUAUUUUGUAUAUAAUAAUUUGUGGAUUGGUACUUGGAUUCCGUAAUAUAAAUAGUGGAACAUUUACACAUUUGAAUAAGAAUAUAAAUUUCAAGUAUGGAAAUCUAAAUUGCCCUUAUAGAAGCACUAAACUAUUUUCAAAGAGGUUUGAAAUAUAUCGAUUGAGAAGACAAAAGGAGAUUUAUGAUUCCUUCGAAUCGAUUUUUACCAGACAGAGGGGACUUCGUAUUGGGAACAACAUUAGUCCAGAGUUAAUUCAUGGGAUUAGUGUCAUGGAAGUUAAACUUAACAGUGACUGUACUCACGCUGAUAUUUAUAUUCUCGUUUCCGGUGACUCUUUUCAACAACGUCAAUGUUAUUCAUGGUUGAAUCGUAAUUCUAAACGUUUGAGAUACUUGAUGGGUCAAAUGUUAAAAUAUCGCAAGAACGUUCCUACUAUCAACUUUCAUCCUUACAAUUUUGAUAUACACGAUGAUGAAGAUGACGAAGAUAUAGAAAUUGAAGAAAAAACCUAUGACGAGAAUUUUGGGGGAAAUUACGAAGAAAAUCUUGACGAGGAAAAUAUUGAAAACGACGAAGAGGAUCAAGAAAAAACACUUAAAUUAAUUGAAAUUAUCUAACACACCUUAACUAAAAAUAAUAUAUUUUCUCUAAAAAUAA